GUUCACAUCCCCUCAGUUACGUGGUCAAUCUGCACUUGCAUUGCUAAGAACAUUUGGGUACAACGACACCGCCAGCGGACUCAGGAGAAGAAAUCAAUGCAAUGCUGCUUCUCAGACGGUGUAGCAGCUUGACUCGAUUUGGUCCCUCCAGCUCUCAGAGGCUUCAGGUGACAUUGUGUGGAGUUCGUUUCUGCAGCAGCAGCAGCAGUGAGGACCACAGAUCGCAUCAGCGUGCCUCCACCGGUUCCAGAUGGAGAUAUGGUGUGGCGGGGCUGCUGGCCGGUACGGGCGCUGUGCUCGCUCAUGGCCUAAACCAGCAUAAGGCUGAGCAGGAAGAUGUCAGCACACAGACCAAGAGGGACAGCUCCCCCUUCCCCAUCAUCAGCCAGGAGGAAGUCACAAAGCACCGCUCUCUGGAAGAUGGGGUGUGGGUCACUUACAAGGGCGGUGUCUAUGACAUCACUGAGUUUGUGGCAAUGCACCCUGGUGGGGCUAAAAUCCUGCUGGCAGCCGGUGGCUCCCUUGAGCCUUUUUGGUCACUGUACGCUGUACACAACCAAGAACAUGUGCUGGAAAUCCUCUCUGAGUAUAAGGUUGGUGUGCUGAGUGGAGAUGACUUGAAGAAGCAGCAGGCUGUUAAAUCAUCUGACCCCUACUCUUCUGACCCUGAGCGUCACCCUGCCCUGGUCAUCAACAGCCUCAAGCCUUUUAAUGCUGAGCCGCCUCCGGAGAUCCUCUCGGACAGCUACAUUACUCCCUCUGCCCUAUUCUUCAAAAGAAACCACCUGCCGGUUCCUCAGGUGGACCUGGCUUCAUAUCGGCUGCACGUGGAGGGGCUUCCAGGCGGAAAGCUGACACUGUCUUUAGAAGAGUUGAAGACACGCUUCCCCAAACACACCAUCACAGCCACCCUGCAGUGUGCAGGCAACCGCCGGAGUGAGAUGAAUAAGGUGAAACAGGUGAAAGGGCUGAACUGGGGCAUAGCAGCCAUCAGUAAUGCCAAAUGGAGCGGGGCGAGGCUUAGGGAUGUCCUGCAGGCUGCUGGCUACGGGCCGGACGUCGCCCAGUCGGCUCGCCACGUCCAGUUUGAGGGACUGGAUAAAGACGUUACAGGGACUACUUAUGGUGCCUCGAUUCCUCUGAACAAGGCGGUCAGUGAGGAGGGCGAUGUGCUCCUCGCCUAUGAGAUGAAUGGUGAGGAUAUUCCCCCUGACCACGGCUUCCCAGUGCGGGUUGUGGUACCAGGCGUGGUGGGAGCGCGCAAUGUGAAGUGGCUGGGUAAGAUCAUAGUAAGUGCAGAGGAGAGCAGCAGCCACUGGCAGCAGAACGACUACAAAGGCUUCUCCCCGGGGACGGACUGGGACACGGUGGACUUCAAAUCUGCUCCAGCCAUCCAGGAGCUGCCCAUUCAGUCUGCCAUCACCUCGCCAGCAGAUGGCGCCAUGAUCGAUCGCAGUGAGGAAACCAUAACGGUGAAGGGCUACGCGUGGAGCGGUGGGGGUAGAGAGGUGGUGCGUGUAGACGUGUCUGUGGAUGGAGGGAAAACAUGGAAUGUGGCUCGGCUGAGCAGUGGUGACAAGGGACAGACUCCGGAACCCUCGCCUCCACCGGGGCGAGCAUGGGCCUGGAAGCUGUGGGAGGUGUCUGCUCCUCUACCCGCUGAGGCUCAAGAGAUGGAGAUUAUUUGCAAGGCAGUUGACAACAGCUACAACAUUCAGCCGGACACGAUUCCUCCCAUCUGGAACCUGAGGGGCGUGCUUAGCAACGCCUGGCACAGAGUGAAGGUGAAGGUCAGGGAGGAUGAGAGUGAGGAAUAGAGUCCCCCUACAGACCCCAAAAUGUAUGCCUCAAGCUGAGUCACCAUGGAAUGAAAUGUUCUCUGAGUACGUGUCAACAGGAAAAGGAAGCUGUUUAUCGUAGCGUUGCUCAAUAACCCAAAGUUUAUUGGAAAAGCAGGUCUGACGCAUUUAUAUGAAUCUGUUGUGAAAAUCAAAAGAUUUACAGAGGCACAUAAACUGAAGGAAGUAGAAGGCUGUAAAUGACUGAAACCAAGCAUGUCUGGUUGCAUCUGCUAGAUUAAUUUACACUGAGUCUGAUGUGAAGUGGACUGACAGUCAAUAAUGGGCACAUGGUAAUUAAUAUCAAAUCUACCAAAUCCAUCUACAGAUAUUGGAAAUAAUAUACAAGUUAAAUGGAGUUGUUGCUUUAUAUCAAAGUGCAUUUUGAAGUAGUUGAGUUGACCAACAGCUAAACACUCAGACAACAAUCAACCUUGACAAUUAAGCUAAUAAGUUUUUUCUUUUUCUUCUGCUGUGUCUUUAGUCAGACAAAGAACAUAGGAGCUGGAGGUGAACCCGUGUUGGAUUCAUCCACUUUUGGGUACUAUGAAGUCUAAUCGUUGGACCUUAUGACAUUCAGCUAUGUUUGUGGUAGAGCACAUGGCAGAGCUGGGGGCUGUGCAGCAUGUGAUGCAGGAAUUAUGCAGAAACCGCUGUCUUCACUUGAAUUCCAAAUGUUAUUAAAUCUUUCUGUUGUUUGUACAGACAACCAGCGGACAGCCGUCAUGUUAUGGUGCCCUGUGUAGUUCACAUGGAUCAGCGUUCCUGAGAUUUGUACAAUGUGCUUCACAUAUUUGAAUGAAAAUGUUACACUGGCUUACCUCUGCUGAUUCAUCCACUGCUGAGUGCAAACGCUCAUGAAGUGUCACUCCCACACAGCACUAGGUUUAUUCUGUUUAGUCAUCAGAUCAGGAGAGUGCUGAAACUGCAGUUUUGAUUAUGCUAAAGAAUGUGUUGUGUUUCUUUGAUAUAAAUUUUAAUAGAAAACAUAGUUUGUUUAACAUUGUACUUAAAGUACAUUAUAUAUAAAGUAAAUGAAGGGUUUAAGAUCAUGUCCAGCUUUUCCUACUUUACAGAAUCUAUUUUUUCAGAAGUACUUUUAUAUAUUUGAAGAAGACAAGCACAUUGUUUUAAGUCAAAAACAAAUAAUGUUAGAACAGAAAAUUGAGUGCUUAAAAGCAAAAUCAAAAAUCCAGAAAAGAUUAUGAAAAUCAUUUGCAUUUUUUGGGGUUUUGUAGGUUGACUUUUGCCCAGAAUAAAGCAUAGGAAGCAGGGUCCACCUGCAAACACACAUGUCCUUUUUAUUUGCAUAAAUCCUUAAAAGUUAUUCUUUUUUUACUUUUUUCUUUUUGACUAUUUUUCAUCAAUUACAAAAACAUAACUAUUGUAUAUUUAUUGUAUUGUAUACUGUAUAUUGUAAAACAGGAAAACAAUAGUGUGAAUGCCUCUAGGUGCUCUCACGAUAAAAACAUAUAUUUUUAUAAUCCAUGUUCAUUUGGAGCAGCAAACUUCCAUGUAUUGAUUACAAAUAUUUCUGCUAAGCAAUGAAGACAAAAUAAAGAUUUGGCUGACAGUCACAAAAUGUUUCCAGCAUCUAAUGAAAAUAGUAACAGAAUGUGCUGAUGGGCACUAAUGAAGUCACUUUGCUUCCCAGAUGCAGUUCUUAAAAAGAGAAACGAUCUCAUCAGCACACUGAAUUCCUCUUAAGGCAAAACGGAUUAUGUAUCACAUGUACUGACAGUUAAAGCAUGCAUGCACAAACAAAACUGUUAGUAUUCAAAUUUGAUGUCAAAGAAAUUGGAAUCUAAUGAGCACAUUACAGAUGCCAAACAGCUGUGAUAAAGUCUGUAGGGGGGGGGGUGAGAUGUGUUUGACAGCUCUCUGGCACUGAAAUUAUUCAUCAUCACACUGAGGUUAUCUCGGUUUGUCGAUGCGCAGGUAGAAACAUGAAUAUUUGUUUUGGGGGAUGAAGCCGAGUGUGCACACAGCAGGCGAGGCUCAUGUUGCGGUUUAGGCCGAUACUUGUGCUGAGAUUGACUGAGCAUCCUGAGAGGUAUUAACACCAGAACACCUCUGACCCUGCAGAGAAGCCGGGGAUAUUGUCAAGAGAGUGUCCCGGCUUGUUAAUGCAGCUGAAGCAUGGCUUACUUCAGACAGCUUGACUUUAUAAACUGUUGGGGAGUGUAUGGUGCAGCAGAAGCCCCCGCCCGUCCUCCCUGAACAGCUGCACACUGGAACAGGCGACUGCCUGCUCUUGUAAUUCUCAUUCUUCAGAGGUGGAUCAUCGCAGCCACAGGCCUGACUCAUGCACGCCUGACUUAAAAGUGCCGGGACGCCCCGGAAGACAGCGAGUCUGCUGAGAGACCGCCGAGCUCUUCUCAGGCUGCGAAGCACCAGCUGUGCAUAUCUGGGACAGAAUUCCGCUCAUGAAAAGUUGAUGAUGGAGUAUUUAGGACUGCUGCUGGUGCUGCUGCUCAGCCUCAGAGGAGCGUGGAGCGCUGUGGUGGAGUGGACAGAAUUAAAUGAAGCCAUGGCAUAUUUGAGGCAGUUUGGUUACCUGGGUGACCCCACUGAUCCACAAGACCCUCAUUAUCUGGAGGAGCUCAUUGAGGCUCUCAGAGUAUUUCAGAGGGUGAAUGAUCUGCCACCUACUGGAGAGUUAGAUGAUGUUACCCUGGAAGUAAUGAGGCAGCCCCGCUGUGGGGUGGAGGAUCCCUUUAACAAGAAAUUAAACAAGUACAGAGUGAUGGGUCGUUGGAGAAAAAAGAAACUGACCUACCGCAUCUACAACUAUACACCUGACAUGAUGAAGUCCGAGGUUAGGGCGGCCAUCCGUUCUGCUUUCAAGUACUGGAGUGAUGUGGCAGCUUUGACUUUCACAGAAGUCGACUACGGCAGAGCAGACAUAAGAAUCUCCUUUCACAAGAAGGAUGGUUUCUGCUCUGUCCCGUUUGAUGGCCGGGGUCACGUUUUAGCUCACGCCGAGUCUCCAGAAUCUGGAAUCGUCCACUUUGAUGAGGAUGAGUUCUGGACUGAGGGAUCUUAUUCGGGGACCAAUCUGCGCAUCGUAGCUGCCCAUGAGAUCGGCCACGCCCUCGGUCUGGGCCACUCCCAGUUCAGAAGUGCCCUGAUGGCUGCUGUCUACAUCGGUUACCGCUCCAACUUCAGGCUGCACUCCGAUGACGUGAAAGGCAUCCAAGCAUUGUACGGCAAACGCAUCAGCAGCCCUUUAGCUACUCCAUCAACUCCAAGCGGGCUGUUUCCCACAGAGGGCAGUGGUGGAAGUGCCAGUGUCCCUGAUCCCUGCACUGCUGUGCUAGAUGCCAUCAUGCUGGGUCCUUGGGAUAAAACCUUUGCCUUUAGCGGUGAUUAUGUCUGGACGAUCUCUGACCUGGGCCAUAACACACCAUUAAAAAUCAACAGACUGUGGAGGGAACUCCCUGGAAACCUAAAUGCUGCUGUCCAUUCUCAAAGAACGAACAAGACAUACUUCUUUAAAGGCAGUAAAGUGUGGAGGUAUACACGAUUCAUGCUCGACAUUGGCUACCCAAAAGAGGUGAAAAAGAUCCCUGCUGACAUCAAUGCAGCCUUGUACCUGCAGAAAAACAAAAAGCUGGUCUUCAUAAAGGGAUCAGAGCACUGGCAGUUUGAUGAACUGAGGUACAACGACAUGACUUUAUACCCCAAACCGCUCAGCAAGCUCUUCACCGGCGUGCCAUCCUCACCUGAUGCAGCCUUCACAUGGAACAACGGCAAGGUCUUCUUCUUUAAGGGGGAUGAGUACUGGCGGGUGAACGAAUUUCUGAGAGCUGACCAGGGAUACCCGCUGAGCAAGAAGGAGCGUUGGAUGCGAUGUUAGUUAGCGACCAUCAGGCGGCAGCAGACACAAAGAGGUCUGAGGGAGGAGCUGCUGGUUCCACUUCAGGGCCAUUAAAAUGCGUCCUCAAAAACAGUUGUGUGUGAUGCAGGACUGAACACAUUACAGAAAACUAGUGUGAGAAGUCCUAUAAUUUCACUGGAUCGGAGUACAAACAAUGUGCUCCCGAGCCGGUUGACGUCUGUGAGGCGAUCUCCUGUACUGUGUUUGUGCAACUAACUUUUGUCUGCUAACAAGUUCAAGCUAAAAUAUGAUCUUUGGGAGAAAUCAAGGCCUUGUGUUUUUUUUCUUUGACAUGUGUCUUAGAUUACAUGUCGCAAUAGCUUCAGUAUGAUGGGAUAUGGUGAUAGGAGUGUAGUCCUUUUCUUCAGUUUUGUUUAAUCAGUUUCUUAAGCAAGUUCAGAGUACGCUGACACCAUUUAAAAACGUAUUAAUAUGUGAAAAACCUGCCAUAUGACUUAUGUUCUUAUGCUAUGUGAAAACAUAAGAUUUUCAACUAUUAAAGAGAUUACAAAAGCA
Messenger RNA from Menidia menidia (Atlantic silverside), 6234 nucleotides. Lineage: Eukaryota; Metazoa; Chordata; Actinopteri; Atheriniformes; Atherinopsidae. The record is from the annotation of a GenBank genome assembly.